Lates calcarifer (barramundi perch) is the source of this 2110-nucleotide messenger RNA. It is a transcript of the gene fam131aa, whose product is annotated as family with sequence similarity 131 member Aa. The coding region runs from base 647 to 1648 and encodes 333 amino acids. The record is from RefSeq and is a predicted model, not a curated record. The transcript is spliced from 5 exons. NCBI's taxonomy places the organism in Eukaryota, Metazoa, Chordata, Actinopteri, Centropomidae.
GCCGCGCGAGCAUCGUUAAAGCUGUGUUUGAGGGAGCAUGUUAGAAAGAGGGGAGGGGGGGGUUCUCUCGGUAUUUCCGCCGUGUUUAUCCGAUGCAGGUACGGAGCUAUUGGUAUGCAGAUGGUAGACUUCAGAGGUUGCCAGGAGACCCGCUGCUGCUGCUGCAUCCGCGCCUGUCGUGCGUUACCCCCCCCCCCCCCAACCAACACCCCCCCCCCCCCCUCGUAAUUGCAGGACUUACAGCAGGCCUGCACCCAUCAAUGGCGGGGUGAUGUGUUAUUCAACCGCUUCUGUUGCUUGAAUGCACCAUUUCCAGAAAAAAAAAAAACACACACACACAGCUCCUCAAAUCAGCGCUGCAGAUCCCUCCAUUCAUGCCACAUAUACAGGCUGGAGGCUGCAGACACUCCGGCUUAACUCGAUCCCACUUGUUGGUCCUAAAGGUCAUAUCAUCGCAGGGCUCUGGGGACGUAAGAGGAGGCGUGUAUGUAAAAUAAUAAGAAGGAAGGGACUUUACAGGAAACGUAAUUACAGCUGCAAACGACGCUACACACGCGGUUGUUGUUCGGAUUGAAGCCAAUUAGCAGCAGCUGCAGAAGAGGCCUGACAAUCAGCAUGGUGAAGUGUGAAAUUUGAGGAGAGUGAAAUGAUUCCAAAGUCAGGAAAAUCUCCAGCAGACUCACGGAAAAGUGUCGGCAUCCAUGAGUUUGCAGCUCUCGCCAGAUCCUCCUUAAACGGUAUCUCGCAGGCAGUGAGGGACCAUGUGACAAAGCCCACCUCCCUGGCUCAGGGCCGGGUCGCCCACCUCAUAGAGUGGAAAGGUUGGCCCAAACCUGCAGACCCUCCUCCGGCCGCCCACUCCCACUUCACCUCCUACUGCCACCUGAGCGAAGGAGAGAAAGAGGCGCGGUUCGCUGCAGGAGUGGCUGAGCAGUUUGCCAUUGCUGAGGCUAAGCUGCGCGCCUGGGCAUCUAUGGACGACGAUGAGGAGGAAGACUCCAACGAUGAAGACUCCCCCAAUAACGGACACACUCAUGCCUUCUCCAGCCGGAGCUCAGACGCCGCCACGUCCAAUCCUAUCACGGGAGCGCCACGCCAGCCUGAGGGCGACGGCAGCGAGGCGCCACCCUCCGACAUUCCCCUGUGCUCCAACAGCAGCGGCAGCGGCGCCAGUGGUGGCAGUGGUGGCAGCCUGCUCUGUGGUAGGCCCACAUCUCACAAUGUCCCACAUUCAUCCCAGACCAAUUCACCUACUUUACCCAGCGACUGCAUGAGUCCGUUCCUGGAGGAAGAGGAGGCAGAAGAGGAGGAGGAGGAGGAGGAAAGGCUGGGUGGUCAUGAGGAGCAGCUGGCUCCUUUGCGGGAGCACGUCUGCAUCCACCACAAGCCCGAGUGGAGGCCCCGGGCCAGGAGCAGCAGGUUCGACUCCUGCUACUCCACCUCUCACUCCGAGUCUCCCGGAGAGGAGGACGAGGAGGACGAGGAAGAGGAGGAAGGCAGCGUGUUUCACGAUGUUCGGGUGUGGCACUGCAGCCAGAGGAGCUUCUUCUCCGACCGAGCCUCCUCUGGAGUGGCCUCGUUUGACGAGGAGGAGGAGGAGAGGGAUGAAGAAGAGGAGAAGAAGGAGGAGAAAGAGUAUUUGAUGUGAUGUGUCGUCCAUCUUUAUGUCUCUUUGAGUCCAUGUUGAUUCUGGAUAUGACAUAAUCUGUUCUGCUUUCACUGUGAACCUCUCUUCACCUCCUCCUCCUCCCUCUGAUCAUCGCUCCUCCACUCGCAGCCUUCUGUCUCUCAUCCUCCAGGCCUUUCAUGUACUGAUCUCGUUCCACCAUUCAUCGCUGCUGUAAACAGUAUACAUAGAUAUGUAUAUAUAUAUACACAUUUAUAUAUGUACAUAUCUAGUUAUACAUUGGAGAGAACCAGAAUGUAAAGCUGUUGUUCAAACUGAGUUUUGUACAUUUUUUUGUGAAGAGUCAUGUGUUGCUAUUGCAUUGGUUUUCUAUGGAUAUUUUGCAGUGUUGUUUUAUUCUGGGUCAUGCUGUGUCACGUGGGUCGGGCUAUGUUUGAUACUGAAUGUCUGAAUGUUCUGCAUAUAUAAAUAUGAUUUUUUUUU